GUGCAUACUUUCAUCUCAAAUUUUUACACAGAGAGAGAAAUGUCAGGAAGAGGUAAGGGUGGCAAAGGUUUGGGAAAGGGCGGAGCAAAGCGCCACCGCAAGGUUCUGAGGGAUAACAUUCAGGGAAUAACUAAGCCGGCAAUUCGCCGCCUGGCUCGUAGAGGUGGAGUUAAGCGAAUCAGUGGGCUAAUUUAUGAGGAGACGCGUGGCGUUCUAAAAAUUUUCCUUGAAAAUGUAAUCCGCGAUGCUGUAACCUACACUGAGCAUGCCCGCCGCAAGACUGUUACCGCAAUGGAUGUUGUAUAUGCACUCAAAAGGCAGGGUCGAACCCUCUAUGGAUUUGGUGGUUAGAUCUGUAUCGUUUGGGAUUUGAGUGUGGGAUUUAGGUUAGUAUUUCGUAUUAUGAUUGUACUGCCAUCCGUUUUAAUUCUAAGAAAUGGAAUUGUAAUUGUGCAAUUGAAAUUGAGCAUUAUUUUUUGGAAUU
Molecule: messenger RNA, 484 nt
Organism: Olea europaea var. sylvestris
Lineage: Eukaryota; Viridiplantae; Streptophyta; Magnoliopsida; Lamiales; Oleaceae
Product: histone H4
Exons: 1
Coding region: 40-351 (103 amino acids)
Biological process (GO): nucleosome assembly
Cellular component (GO): nucleosome
Molecular function (GO): structural constituent of chromatin; DNA binding; protein heterodimerization activity
Source: RefSeq, a predicted model, not a curated record